Molecule: messenger RNA, 1319 nt
Organism: Cherax quadricarinatus
Lineage: Eukaryota; Metazoa; Arthropoda; Malacostraca; Decapoda; Parastacidae
Source: RefSeq, a predicted model, not a curated record
AUGUCUAGAAGGUCAGUAGUGUCCUCUUACUAUAUCUGUCAGCACUGCGGUCAUUUCAACACAACAGGAGCUGAGGUCUUGUCAUUGCAGGGAGAACUAUUGCCAGAGAAAGUUGGCUAUCCAAUGGGAGAUCAGCACGGGGGUGCCACCUACAUCAUGUUUCAGACCCACUACGAUAAUACCAGACUGGAACGUGACGUCACCGUGGAGUGGGCCAUGAACAUCUACUACACUGAAAAGCUCAGGGAGAUCGAUGCCAGUAACAUGGGUCUAGGGCAUGCCUUGCUCUUCUCGUUGACAGUGCCACCCAAGACGCCAAACUGGCUCGUGUCUGGGCACUGCUCUUCUGCCUGUACUGCCGCAGGCUUACCUGAAGAUGGAAUCAAUGUUUUCACCGUCUUUCUUCACGGACACUACCUAGCUAGGGCCAUCAGACUGCGUCAUUUCAGGGAUGAUGUGGAGCUGCCACCACUGGCUGUGGACUCCCACUAUGCUGCUGACUUCCAGCAGUCUCGCAGACUGACGAAAGAGGUAAAGAUCCUGCCAGGGGACCACUUAACUGUAGAAUGUGACUAUGACAGCAGUGGGCAAGACAGUGGGACCUUCACAGGGUGGAAAGCCAGAGACGAGAUGUGUCAAGCCUUCAUCUAUUACUACCCUCGUGUCAACAUGUCUCUAUGUCGCUCCUCCCCCCACCCAGGCCUCCUCCAGGACACCUUUGGCAUUGGCAACUUCUCAAAGGACCUGAAACUGGACACUUUCGAGUUUAACCCUGAGGUUGGUGUUGGGCACAAGUACCAGGAGGUGAUGAAUGCACUGCCAUGGGAGACACUGAAUAAGAAGAAUCUCAAUAAGAAAGUGCUGGAGGGUGACCAAGUCAUUAAGUGUCAGUAUAACUAUGGUGUUAAUAUGAAGCUGGACACGAACAUCACCAAGUAUCCACAGGCAAAGCCUUUUGUGGCUCCUGCAGACCAAGCAUGUGCUUCUCGCACCUUGUACAGCGUCAUGUCUUCCCAUGGCACUGUCUCUUAUAUGUCUACCAUUAUGCUGCUCGUCCUGCUGUUGCCGCUACUAUCAGUGAAGCUUCUCAACUUGCAUACGUAAUUAACAGGCCAUUUGAAUAACACUAGCACAAACACACUGUUGCAAAUAAGAAAUUUUAUAAAGAACUUCAGAAUGUAGUCUGUUACUAUUUUCUUCUUAUGCAACAAGAUUUUGGAUCAGAGUUUGUUAAAGGUAUUUUAGAGUCUAGGGGAAAUAAUUUCAACUGGGAAACUCCAUAGAAUAAUAUUCAAAUUUAUUAAAGUAUUUAAAUACAA